Messenger RNA from Dermacentor andersoni, 2438 nucleotides. RefSeq names its product acid-sensing ion channel 4-A-like. Gene Ontology annotation, cellular component: plasma membrane. NCBI's taxonomy places the organism in Eukaryota, Metazoa, Arthropoda, Arachnida, Ixodida, Ixodidae. The record is from RefSeq and is a predicted model, not a curated record. Gene Ontology annotation, biological process: sodium ion transmembrane transport. Gene Ontology annotation, molecular function: ligand-gated sodium channel activity.
AUGUCGACGGUCCGGCGCUUACGCGACAAACUGGCGAAAGCGCACCUGACGACGACGGCCGACCGCACGGAGACGGACGACGAAGGCGACGACGAGCAGGAGCGCAGCUUCGGCGCGCUGAACCGUCAGUUCGCCGAGCGCUGCACCGCGCACGGAUUCAACCGCAUCGCGUCCACCCGUAACCUGCGCCGAUUCCUGUGGAUCGCCGUCGUGGUGGUGGCGGUGGGUGGGUUCCUCUACCACAUCAGCUUCCUCACCGCAAACUACUUCUCGUACCCGAUCAUGACGGCCACCGAAGAAGUGCACGCCGAAGAGCUCCACUUUCCGUCCAUAACCGUGUGCAACCUGAACCUGCUGCGCAAGAGCUCCUUCGACGACUACCUCAAGGACAUCGCGGCCCGGGCGGGCAACCCAAGCAACGCUGCCACGACGACCGCUGGGCCGGACGGCGGUGGCGGCGGCGGCGGCGGCGCUGUGAGGACGGCGCACGGCAAGACGCGGGACAUGUUCUCGCCCGCGUCCAAGGGCUACUCCGGCAGUGGAAGUGGCGGGAACGGCGUGGACGACGACGAGGAGGAGGUCUGCUACAAGUCGGUCGACGAGUUCCUCAAGAGCAGCCGCACUAUGGACCUGAGCGACAUGUGGAUGAACUUCAUCGCCACCAAGGACCAGCUGCAGAAGUUCGGCCACCAGGCCAACGACCUCGUGGUGCAGUGCACCUACAACGCACGCAACUGCUUCGACGAGAGCCAUUCGAUCCUGCGUGUCGAAGCAUACCCUUCACCUCGAUACGGACUCUGCCAGACGAUCCGCUUGGCCAAUGAUUCCAUGCGAAAAGUUCGGAAGACGGGUCCCACUUUGGGAAUGCGCUUAACCCUGAACAUCGAGCGCAGCGAGUACCUGGACAUAAUCUCGCCCGAGUUUGGAGCUCGGAUUCUGAUUCACCCGCUUGGCACGCUGCCCAGCCUUGAACGGGGAGGAAUAACACUCACACCUGGGAGCAAGAGCUACAUCAGCAUAAGAAUGCGCAAGAUCGAGAGGCUGCCUGAACCAUAUCGUGGAUGCAGCAUGAGUUUCAACGAUAGCAGGAUCACACCGUACCUCCGCGAAGUGGGCCUCGACGACCUGAUUCAACGCUCCAUCUACACGUUCGACUUUUGCCAGACACUGUGCCGCGAAGCGGCACUGCUUCGAACAUGCGGUUGCCUCGACGAACUUUCGACUUCCGGACGGGCCCCUUGUGACCUUUGCAACGUCACUCAAGCUCGGUGCCGUACACGUUACCUGCGGUCCUACACGUCCUCCAGCGGAGGCCAGCAGUGCAAGGCGCUUUGCCUUCCAGAAUGCGUGGAGGUGCGGUACGACCUGACGACCUCCCAAUCGGAGUGGCCGAACUUCCGGCAGCAGGCGUGGGCCAUCAAGAGGUGGCCUCUGCUCAACAAGAGGAUGCAGGACGCUGGCAUCCGCUGGCAGGAGGUGCUCAACACCACCAAUGACCGCUCCUUCUUGGACGAACUGCUAGCCUUCAGGGGCAACUUCAUGAGGGUGCACAUAUAUAUCCAGGAAAUGAACUACCUCUCCGUCCGCGAUCUUCCUGCAUACCCCCUGCCGCAGCUGUUCGCCGACCUGGGCGGAUGCUUGGGCCUCUACAUCGGCGUGUCGGCCAUCACCAUAUUCGAGUUCCUGGAGCACGUCUUUCUGCUCGUGAACCACUUGUGCGAGAGGCACUGCGGUUGCUGCAAGAGGCAGCGUGCAUCGCAGCGUCCGAAGGCCGAAUGGAGGCACCCGCCGCCCGCGCGAGACGAGAAAGCCGACGAGUAUCGUACGGGAGGCGAACAGCAGCAACGGCGCAAGCCCUGGUCCUUCCUGAUCCGCGAUCGGGAGUACCCCGUGCUGGGCAGGCCCCCGUCGCGCUCUCCUCUCUUCCGCACCGUGUACUCGAGCUCCAGAGAUUACGCAGCGCCACCUGCCGGAGCUCCGACGAGGAGGCCGCUCUAUCUGGGUUACACCGUUCCCCAGCACGUCGACGACGAUGGCGGAUUUUUCGGCAGGCGCUUCCAAACAAACAAGGACUCUUUGGUGGCCAGGGUGCGGAGCCAUCGCAGCGAUGAAUCAAGAGAACACAUUAGACCUCGUAUUCUCUGACAUUCCGUCACUAUGUGGAUAUUAGCCGACAUGUAGGACGUCCUCACCUCAAGGCAGCAAAUUAUACUAGCCUUUAGCACAUUUAACGGAUAGCUGGUACACUAGACGGAACGGUCAUCAUAGAUGUCACAAUAAGCGCACUGGUCAUCGAAGAUGACAUUAAGCCCCGCUUUGUUGCCUGGCUUUUUCGCAGUACUUCUUGUAGUUCUUGCUAUAUACUAGUAAGUCAGGAAAUAGGUCGUCGCACCUAGAAGCUUCCUUGAUUUUCGCCACCGGCGUUAUGGACCUGUUUU